This is a messenger RNA of Gasterosteus aculeatus aculeatus (three-spined stickleback), 1966 nucleotides long. RefSeq names its product LIM homeobox 8a (gene lhx8a). Gene Ontology annotation, molecular function: RNA polymerase II transcription regulatory region sequence-specific DNA binding; DNA-binding transcription factor activity, RNA polymerase II-specific. Lineage: Eukaryota; Metazoa; Chordata; Actinopteri; Perciformes; Gasterosteidae. Gene Ontology annotation, cellular component: nucleus. Gene Ontology annotation, biological process: neuron differentiation; forebrain neuron development; regulation of transcription by RNA polymerase II. The record is from RefSeq and is a predicted model, not a curated record.
AUUCUAAAAAAGGGGGGGAAGUCGUUUGGGCUUCCAUUUCAAAGUGGAUGUUAGGAACAGUAGCCCACGGCCAAUAUAAUAAUAAUAAUAAAGUCACAUAAAUAUCUUUUAAAAGCUUGAGCGAGUAUCGUGUGCGGGGGUUACUUGUAUUAGCGCGUGGGGCUAAUGACGGCGGUUGCCAUGGAAAUAUCAACGGGACCGUCAUUGUGUCUCGCGCAUCAUUCCGGACUCACUGACACAAUGUCGGAGGAUGAAAGGAGAGCCGCGGAGGCGAUUUUCCCUCCGCUACAGCAAGGAGACAUUUAUGUCGACACAGGUUCCUCUGGGCCUGAUGAUAUUUUCGACGAGGACUCGUACUCUCCGUCCUCCCUCUCCUCGUCCUCCUCGGCCUCCAUCCGCACGGUGGGCUCCCUGCAGGGGAAAACCGUGUGCACCUCCUGCGGCCUGGAUAUAGUAGACAGAUACCUCCUCAAGGUGAACGACUUUUGCUGGCACGUGCGCUGCCUCUCGUGCAGUGUUUGUAACACAUCACUAGGGCGUCAUGUGAGCUGCUACAUUAAGGACAAACAGGUUUUCUGCAAACUCGACUACUUCAGGAGGUAUGGGACCCGCUGUGGCCGCUGUGGCCGUAACAUUCACUCCAGCGACUGGGUGCGUCGGGCUCGAGGCAGCACCUUCCACCUGGCCUGCUUCUCCUGCACCUCCUGUAAGCGGCAGCUGUCCACAGGGGAGGAAUGCGGACUGCUAGAGAACCGGGUCUUCUGCCGGCCACACUAUGACAUCAUGAUGGAGAAUAUCAAACGCACUAAAGAAAAUGAGCAACCAAAAGCAGCAGCAGAGGAGGAGGAGGAGGAGGCCGAGAAAGAAGAGUCAGGCACCCUGAGCAGACCCGCUAAGAGGGCCAGGACCAGCUUCACUGUGGACCAGUUACAAGUAAUGCAAACUCAGUUUACUAAAGAUAACAACCCAGACGCACAGACUCUACAGAAACUGGCAGAGUGGACCGGUCUCAGUCGCAGAGUUAUUCAGGUUUGGUUUCAGAACUGUCGAGCUCGACAAAAGAAAUACAUCAGCCCAAAUUCUGCCUCCUCCCUGAUGACAUCCUUUGCUCCUGGUCAGCUGACGCCACCUUUGAUGGAGGACCUGCAAUACACAACGUACAUUUCCCCGGACACACCCCUCCUCACCACGCUGACUUACAUGGAAGUCCAAAAUCCGGACCCGCUUUUGCUUCAGCCACUCAUCUCUCAUUCCCUAACACAACUGCCAGUCAGCCAUACCUGAGCUGCAGCCCGCCUCUCUACAACGGACGACAAUGAUAAUGGCUGAUGAUUGGAUGAUGACAACCAAAGGCCACGGCAGCAGUUGGUCUAUUCGUAUCGUUAAAUGCAUCGCGUGUGGCAGCCAGAGUUAAUUUCAUCGGAUCACACAGACAGGGACAAUGAAAGUGUCAAUGCAACCUUUGUUAAUAUGUAUAUGUUGUGCAUUUCUUUGUUUAAUUUAUUAGGAAAAAAUGAUCGAAUAUGGCACUUUAUGUGUAAUGAACUUUUCAGUUUCAAGCCUUUUAUUUAAGGAUGUGUUGGAUGAUCGAAUUGUAAGUUGGGCAUUCGAGUGGUUGCUCCUGCUCCUACUCCAAAGUUUGUUACUGACCGAUGUGUAGAAAGUACUGAUGCAGACUGUCCUCCGCUUGCAGUGCCUAAGUAGGCUCCUCUCAAAACUUCCACUUGUCUUAUUUUGGGAAAAAAAAAAGAUUAAAUGCAAUGCAACAUUUAAAUGUUUCCUUAGCUAGAAGCCAUGUAUGAAGUGCAACAUGACAUGUUUGACCUGCUGGGAAUUAAAAGUCUACGGCUGCAACACAAUGUGCUGUUUGAGUUCACAUGCUUUGGACUGUUUCUAUUUGUGUGACAUUGUGCAGUACUCGUACUUAGAGCUUUGCAGAGGAUAUAUUAAAUUAUUUUAGAAGUUC